This is a messenger RNA of Colletotrichum graminicola M1.001, 1803 nucleotides long. Its product is annotated as major facilitator superfamily transporter. Gene Ontology annotation, molecular function: transmembrane transporter activity. The coding region runs from base 1 to 1803 and encodes 600 amino acids. Gene Ontology annotation, cellular component: membrane. Gene Ontology annotation, biological process: transmembrane transport. The transcript is spliced from 17 exons. The record is from RefSeq and is a predicted model, not a curated record. Lineage: Eukaryota; Fungi; Ascomycota; Sordariomycetes; Glomerellales; Glomerellaceae.
AUGUCUUCCCAGCAGUCGGUACCCAAGGCCUCGCCGCCGGGGUCCGUCACCUCGUCGUCCGACCGCGGCGCGCCGGACUCGAAAACGCCCGUGGCCGUCGUCGACGACGACAAGCGGCCUCCCGUCGACGUGACGCCGCCGACAACGCCCGCGCUCGCGACGCAGGAGACGCAGCGCAUGGAGGCCGCGCUCGGAGACGCGAUCCUGCGCUUCUUCGGGAUCCGAAAGGGCCCCAAGGCCGACGUCUACGACCUCGACGCGAUCGCUACGCAACCCAGCAUCUGGGACUCGGAAAACGUCGAGGAAUACAAGAGCCUCUACAUCCACCCGCAGUGGGAGAACUGGUCCGCCUUCGACCCCAGCUUCCGCUGGACGUGGAGGGAGGAGCGAGCGGUGCGACGCAAGGUCGACUGGAAGAUCAUGGUUUGGGCCUGUAUCAUGUUUGCGGCUCUCAACAUUGACAGGAACAACAUUUCCAACGCCGUGUCGGACAACAUGCUCGACGAUCUCGGCCUGACGCGAGGCGACUACAACAUUGGUCAAACCAUCUCGCGAGUUGGUUUCCUCGUCGCUGAGCUUCCGUCCCAGCUGAUCUCCAAACGCAUCGGCCCUGAUCUGUGGAUUCCGAUCCAGAUCUGCCUCUUCUCCAUCAUCUCCGGCGCCCAGUUCUUCCUUAAGGGCCGGGCCUCGUUCCUUGCGACGAGAUACUUGAUCGCGUCGUUUCAAGGCGGCUUCAUCCCCGACACGAUCCUCUAUCUCAGCUACUGGUACACCGGUACAUCGCUUCCGAUCCGUCUUGCCUGGUUCUGGAUGUCGUCGCAGCUGGUCGAUAUCGGAGUCGGUUUCGCCGCUGUUGGACUUGUAUCCAUGCGUGGCAUCCUAGGCUACGAGGGAUGGCGGUGGUUGUUCCUCGUCGAGGGUGCCUUCACUUUCACCGUCGGACUGGCCUCGUUCUUCCUCAUGCCUCAGUGCCCGGCCAAGACGAAAAGCUGGUGGAGGCCCAAGGGCUACUUCACCGAGAAGGAGGCGAAGAUCAUUGUCAACUCUGUGAUCCGCGAUGACCCCCAGAAGGGAGGCAUGUACAACCGGCAAGGCCUCUCCGUCAGGCAGAUCUGGGAGUGCUCCAAGGACUACGACAUGUGGCCGCUCUACGCCCUCGGCCUGCUUUUCGGCCUGCCCAAGUACCCCGUCAGCCAGUACCUGACGCUCUCGCUGCGCGACCUCAAGUUCAACGUCAUCCAGACCAACCUGCUGUCGAUCCCCAACAUCAUCGGCUCCAGCGUCACGAUGCUGCUCAUCACCGCCGCCAGCGAGCUGCUGAACAACCGCAGCUUCGUCGCCAUGGCCGAGGACGCCUGGCUGCUGCCCUGCUUCGUGGCCCUGAUAGCGUUGGCGGACCCGAUCAGCCCCUGGGCGUACUUUGCCAUCGCCACGGUUCUCCUUUCGUUCCCGUACACGCACCCAAUCCAAGUUGCCUGGACUAGCAGAAACGCUGGUUCUGUGCAGAACAGGACGGUUUCCGCCUCGCUUUACAACAUGUUUGUGCAAGUCAGUGGCAUGAUCGGCGCCAACAUCUAUCAACCGGACGAUGCGCCGAGAUACUUCAAAGCCAACAAGGGCCUGCUGGUCAUCUGCAUCUGGAUGUGUUUCGUGCAAUACCCCUUCACGUACUUCUACUACCGGUGGAGGAACAACUCCAAGGCCAAGCAGUGGGAUGCCAUGACGCCCGAACAGCAGCACGAAUACCGAGCCAACACCACCGACAAAGGAAACAAGCGGCUCGACUUCCGCUUCGCAACCUAG